GGCCUGAUCCAGAUCAAACGGCAUUGGUUCCACUUAAGUGUGAGUGCGAACCAUUUUUGCCUCUAGUAUUACUUUGUAGCCUUCCAUUGCGUCUUGAAUACACAAUGGUCUUCUCGCUCCUAGUAAUUUGCCGCUACCUGUUCUUCAUUAAUAUCUAAGUUUAGGUAUUGCGUUGAUCUGAAAUUAGAACACUUUGAUUCUGUGAGUCUUGAUUGCAAGUGAAAAAUAAUUUUCAGGAGGGGAAAAAAGAUACCCAUUGCUGAAUUGAACUGCCAGGAGAGUGAAGAAAUGUGCUUGCUCUUGCUUAAAAGUUUUGGGUUUUGUGGGAACUUUGUUCAAGACCAUGUAGCUCUGAUCAGACCCCACCCAAUCGUAGGCAAUCUGAUUUUUUGGAUUCAUUCCAAUCAUUGAAAUUAAAAUCUUCUCCCCAGCAUAAGGUCUCCCCAGCCAUGAGCAGUCUACGAGGUUAUUAUGGUCUAAAAUCAAAAUAUCAGAAAGCUACAUACGAAGGCUUUGAAAUGGCUGUUUAUCAGAAAGGAGGUUCUCAUUAUUUAGAGGAUGGACCAUUUGCCAAACCGUCAUGUUCUUCUAACCUGCCUCUGAGUCAUCAUAGAAAAUCUAAAUGCUUAGGUAAUGGUUUCAUGUCUGAGAAUGGUGAUGUGGCUGAUGAUGUGUCAGUUUCUGUUUCGGAAACCAGAGAAGUUGACUCUGAAAAAUGGAUUGAGAAGUUAGUAAGAAGGCGUCAGAAAUCUGAAGCUGACUUUGGUUCCCGCACCCCAGAAAUGCUGAUAGAGGAAGAAAAUUGCAGUAGUGGUGGUGGAUUUUCUGCAAUUACAGGUAAAGGAUUAGCUCUGAGACCCAAGGCAGCAAGCCGAACUAUCUUGGGUUCUGAAGCUGAAGCAGGUUGGCAGAAUGCUAUUCCUAUAGGUUUAGGGGGUUCAUUUGUGGCUGACAGUUUUAGUGGAGUAAGGAAGUCAUCAAGUACAUCGAGUUUGCAGGAUUCUGACAGUAGCACAUGUUCAUCCAUCUGGCCAACAUCAAAGUGGAGUUUGAAGCCAGGUCUGCAGGCCCUUUCGACUGCAGCCAUUACAAGACCAAUCUUUGAUGGCUUGCCAAAACCAGUAACUGGGCGAAGAAGCAAAGCUGCACUUGAUUAGUGAAGUUCGUUUCACUAUCCAGGUUAUCAAUUUUGUUUCAUAUUUGUGAGGCUAUCAUUUUUUAUGGGGCGAUACAAAGUAAAAUUGGACAGAAAAGAGGAAAAUAAAAUGGAUAUUGAUCUUCGGAUGCUAGACAAUUUUAAUUUUGGCUGAAUUACAUUAAUUUGGUUACGGGAGCUACAGUUCAAGCUAUGAGUGGAAGUUGAAAGCAGCCGCAGAACUUACUUCUUGACUGCUUCUUGUUUUCUGACUAUAGAUUUUUGCUACAGCUAGUGGACCUUGAACCUUACAGAGAAUGCAUAUUACAUAUUUAGGUCUGUUGAUUUAAGAAAGGGCGAAGGAUAUUGUCUAUAAAUAUAGUUUUUUUUUUUCAUUUGUGUUUUAACUUUAUAUUAGUGUUAUUUUGACCAGUUACUGUUGUUCCUCCAUGUUCAUGAGGCAGGCAAUUAUACCCACCCUUACUGACAAUUUGAGAUUGUGCGAUGACCAAGAGUAUAGAAUGGAACUCGUCCUAGUCAUGGCCUGUUGACCUUUUCAGAUACCCACCCAUACUUUCUGAACUGGCAGGAAGUUAGAGAGGUCGGAUAUGCAUCUUUUGUCCAGAUUUUCAGCCAUCUUGUCCCACUGCCUAACCAGGUAUUGUACUUGUACGUUUUAUCCAUCGUUGGAUUAAUACUCGACAUUCUUGCUUGUGCUGGGGAUUAAGAGAAAAACCCUUGUGCUUUAUCAGUAUUUCUAAAGUCAGUGUACAGUGUCACAGUUUACAAGUUAAGCCAUUAGCGGCUUUGGAAAGAGUUAAAAAAGUCAAGAUUUUGUUCCUA
Molecule: messenger RNA, 1978 nt
Organism: Ilex paraguariensis (yerba mate)
Lineage: Eukaryota; Viridiplantae; Streptophyta; Magnoliopsida; Aquifoliales; Aquifoliaceae
Source: the annotation of a GenBank genome assembly